AUGAGGGUUAAGACAAGACUUAAGAAUCCACGAUCAACAUUAGGUAAAUCUAUCAAAGAAAUUUUAAAUCGAGCAGGCAAGCGACAAAUUUCACAUCCAAAGCAAAACCAAACUUACGAAAACGAUGAUUCUGCAUCAGAAAGUCGGCGAAGUAGUACAAGAAUUAACGAAAUCCUACAUUUUCAAAAUAAUUUUGUAAGAAACAAUUCUAAUUCAAAUUUCAUAUUAGAAAGUAUAUCAGAAGAAGCCGAAGAUCAAUUAUUUAAUGAAUCACCAAUUAAAAAAUCUAUUAAUAAUAAAAUUUCUGAAAUAAUUCCAUCACAAGACCAAUUACAGCUUGACGACAUUACAGAAGAAAAAUCCGAAAUAAAUACAUCAAUAAUUUCCACAAAUACAAAAAAUUCAUAUUCAUAUCUUGAAGAAGAAGAAAAAGAAGAUAAUUUCGAGUUUUAUCCAGAAUAUGACUAUUACAAACCUCGUCAACCUUACGAAAAACCUAAGAAAGGCUCAAAAAGAGUCAAAAGAAAACCAAAUGCUGCAUUUAUUGAAGAACAACAAGAAUUAAACACAGGAAUUGAUAUUGAUAUUGAAUAUGAAUAUUCAUAUGAAGAAAAACAACGAAGAAGUUUUGUUUCUUGGAAUUCCAAAAGACGGAGUUUAUGCUAG
This is a messenger RNA of Trichomonas vaginalis G3, 666 nucleotides long. RefSeq lists its product as uncharacterized. The record is from RefSeq and is a predicted model, not a curated record. The transcript has a single exon. NCBI's taxonomy places the organism in Eukaryota, Parabasalia, Trichomonadida, Trichomonadidae. Bases 1 to 666 code for a protein of 221 amino acids.